UCUAUAAUAUAUAAAAAACCAAUCUCUCAGAUUAAAGAAAAUGAGAACAAACUAUAGAGAGAAAACCAUAAUAAUAGAAUGCAAUUUGAAUGCAUUCUCUGAAUCGACACGACGAGGUAAUGUCAAUGUCACUAGAAUUUCCAACGCGUAGGCGGUCUUCCCGGUAUUUUUAGAAAAUGCUGGAGAAUAGAUAAACUCACACAAAGAGCUUAAAAUAAUAAUGAUGGAUAACACAACGCGAUUCGAAUUGUACCGGAACGAUGACGUAACUGUGGGUCGUCCCAAGUGACGUCACGAUAGGAUUUCUCGCACGAAGACGACCCUUCUAGACGUCUGGGAAUGACGAUAGGGGUUCGCUAUUGGUGUACAGACACCAGACCGGAGUAGCAUCGAGUUUGCGGACUGACUGGAAAGUGGCUCGGAUCGAUAAACGUGCGUCUGCUCCGUCCGGCGCGCAACACACAGACACAGACACACGCAUACAUAUAUGCACGUACAAAGACACAUGUAUCCCCCAAACUAGUUUUAAGGAGGCAUGCAUGCACGCGGACACGAUGCACGAUCGCGAUCAGUCGCGAUGUAACCGCAGCGUGAGACGGCCUCGCACCAGGCCAUCGGGUGACCGCCAUCAGAUGCUCGACGUAGGCUGAUCUCGCGCUGAAGAACCGAUCACCGGUCACCGAAGCCGGCGAUCAGCGACCUGCGACACAGAAGGGGGUCCGACGGUGGGUCCUCGUCCUUGGGAAUCGUCGGGGGUCCGUCUGGGACCACGCCUGAGGAAUCAGUGAUCCUCCACAGGAAGAGGCCAGUUACCUUUCUUCUGGCACAUCGCUGAUUGAUAUUUUGAUUUUCGCCGUGAUUAGCCGACAGCAGUUUCUCAAAAGAAUCUAAUCGACGAGAGAGAGAAAGAGAAGAGGGAGAUAGUGGCUCUUUCUCCGGCAUAAUUACGUAAUUUACAUUAUUUGCGUCCUGAAAUACAACUGUCGUCGUCGUCGUCGUCGUCGUCGUCGUCGCCGUCGUCGACGGCGUGAGCCUUAUCAUUCUCAAAGGAGAAUGGCUAUAUAUUCGCGGCAACGAGUUUCACGCAGCCCUCAGUAGGAAGAUGAUAGAGGGCCAGGUGCAUCAACAUCCGGUACGAGUGCCGCCCGACAAGUCACAACCGUCCCAGACCGCCAAUACCGGCAUCAAAUUCGAAAAUGAGCAAUGUAAGGAGCCCCUGCUUCCGGAGAAGCAGAACUCCCAUAGGAUGACACCGACCGAUGGCCGGUCGCGGACCACUUCCGAAUCGAAGGAAACUAAUACCAAUGGACAGACAGCUUCGGUGAACUCCACCACCGGUAGCGGACACAACACCGAGGACAACAGCUUCGAGGUGACCAUCUUCGACGGUGCCGAUGGCGGCCGGCUGCCGGAUGUCGUCGCCGAGAGUAAAAUCUACGGUGUGGCUGACGAGAACGAGCCACUCGAGUCGUUGGCGAUCACCAUCCAGGUCUUCAUACCCUUCCUCAUCGCCGGCCUGGGCAUGGUGGGCGCAGGAUUGGUUCUCGACCUGGUCCAACACUGGGUAGUCUUUGAGAAGGUCAACGAGCUCAUGAUUCUGGUACCAGCACUUUUAGGACUGAAGGGUAAUCUAGAAAUGACCCUGGCGUCGCGUCUUUCUACUCAAGCGAAUCUCGGACACAUGGACAUGCCGAAGGAGCAAUGGCACAUGAUUAUUGGGAAUCUCGUCUUAAUACAGUGCCAAGCAAUAGUGGUGGGCUUCCUGGGUUCCGUGGUGGCGAUCGUGAUGGGUGCCUUCCGCAAUGGCACGGUUUCCUUGGAUCACGCCUAUCUUUUAUGCGCCAGCAGUUUGGUCACCGCGUCCCUCGCUUCCUUUGUUCUGGGCCUUAUUACCGCGGGCGUAAUCGUCUUCUCCCGUCAUUGCCAUAUCAAUCCGGAUAACGUGGCCACGCCGAUAGCCGCCAGUCUUGGCGACAUCACGUCCUUGGCACUUCUCUCUUGGAUCGCCACCGUGCUCUACGAAUGUAUAGACAAGCAAGAUUGGGUAGCGCCCCUCGUCAUAGCCUGCUACAUCCUAGUGACACCGCUCUGGGUGUGGAUUGCCAAGAAGAACAAGUAUACCAACGACGUGCUCUACUUUGGCUGGACACCGGUCAUGGUGGCUAUGUUAAUCAGCAGUUGCGGCGGUCUCAUACUGGAAUUCAUGGUGUCGCGUUUCGAGAACCUGACGGUGUUUCAACCAGUCAUCAACGGUGUCGGCGGAAAUCUGGUGGCCGUCCAAGCUAGCAGGAUAUCAACGGCGCUUCACAAGCAAGCCGAACUUGGCACGCUUCUAAUUCCACCGGGUCAUACGCAUCCCGUCAUUUUCAUCACUCCUAUCGCUAAUUUUUUCGGGAAAGGUAUGCACGCCAGGACGACGAGGGUCUUGAUGAUGAUGGUGAUACCGGGCCACAUCAUCUUCAUUUACCUGAUCAAUUACAUGAAAGACGGCAAUACGUCGAUGACGCCGCUCUUCGUCUUCGUUUACCUCUGCGCGGCGAUGCUGCAGGUCGCGGCGCUCCUCUACAUCGCCUACAUAAUGAUCCACUGGAUGUGGAAACGAAAGAUCGAUCCCGACAACUCGGCUAUCCCAUAUCUGACCGCGAUGGGUGAUUUGCUCGGGAUCAGCCUGCUUGCGAUUGCCUUUCAAUUUCUGUACCUGGUCGGAGAUCAAGAUUUCGACGCGCCCUGAUCGUAGAAGUCAUAAAUUAUAUAAUUUUUCCGGCAAGCGACGGGCACAAAUUAGAGCUGUCGAAAGGGCAUUCCUACGAGGCUGUGGUCGUCUGAAAGUAUAUUCCACCGAACGCAAUCUUCGACCUACCAGUCCGCCGAUGAGUCUCACAAGGACGGACGGUCGCAGUAUUUACUUGACAAAGCAUUAACGAUUUGUCAUUUUUUUAUCUCGCCUUUUCGUUAAGAAAUUAAGACUAAUCAUCAAAUAUAUCAAGACUCCCUCCCUCUUCAUAUUUUAUAAAAAUUUAUUUGUCGAAUUAUUUUCGGCAGAACCUUGUCCGAUAUCUCAGUAUUUGAUAAUUGAUAAAUUUCUGACGAACGUAAAAUAAAAUAACGGAUCGUUAAUGCCUUGUCAAGCCGAGCGGAUAUACUCAGGUUUUAAUUAGCUAUAUUAAUAUAUCAGAAGAUAACAAAAGUUAGUAUGCCAGAUUAUAGUUAUUACUAAUAUAUUAAAAGAUAACGAGAUUAGUAGUACAUGGCAAAUUAAUUCGAAUAUAAAACUUACGCUUAAAUUUUUGCAAACGUUAUCUUCAGAGUUUAAGCCUAAAAUCCAAAAAUUAAUUUCUUCAAAGACGGCCGAUGGAUAAAGAUAAUAUUAAUAACAUUAAAUUAAUUAUUUAUUAAAUAAUAACGAUAAUUUCACGAACGAACUUUUCGGCAAUAUAUGUUUGGCGAAAGCCUAAGAUUUUGCUAAUUCCAGAGCUUAGAUAUAUUUUAAAAUUCAAGAACAAUUCUCGUAAACUGUAAAGGAAAAAAAAAUUGGAGCAAAAAUUUUCGAAUUUCCUGAAAAUAGAAUAAAGUCUACAAAGUUAUAUUAUUAAAUUAUAAUCGUGAAAGUUGCGAUAAAAAUUUAAUAUAUACAAUUCCGAUAGACUCUUAUUCAUCUUUUUGAGCUCAGCGAGAAUUUUAGUUCUUCCAUCAAGCACGCGUAAAUAAAAAAAGUACGUGUAAUCAUACCAAUUGCGCAUGUGUCUUCGAAUAGUUGCCUUCGUAUACGACGAAAUUUAGAUAAGUAUUUAGAAGCUGCCACGCGAUCUAUUUUUGGAAGCUUUAGAAGCUCUCGAAUGUGCUCGAUCCUGAAGUACUCACUGCAUAAACUAUCUUAACUUUUGCAAUGCAAUUAAUUGGAAUUUAUAGUCUUCCUUGUGUAGAUAAGCAAUUCCUACAUUUUAUUUUUUUAAUUUAAUCAAAAUUAUUUAUUAAAAAUAUUCAGAAAAUCUUUUGAUUUUAUAAAAGUAAUCGUUCUGAAAAGUAAAAUGCAUUAUCGAGUAAAAAAUUGAGCCGAUGACGCAAGUCAUCAUAAGUUCGAGAGCCAGCAAAAUCGCACGGAACCUCGUGUGACAGAGUGAUGGAAAAUGAUUUUUUUGUGCUCACUAUAGUAUUAUCACUUUGUCAAGUAAAUGUAUUUUCAAAAUGUUUUAAACUUAGAUAAGAUUUUACACAUACGGACGUACCGUAAUACAAACAAAGGAACUGUUUGCAAGUUUCUGAUAAUAAUUAAAACCUUAACAUUUAAAAAAAUUUUAAAAAAGACAAAAACACAAGUGCGCAAUUGUUAAGGAAAUAUAAUCCAUAAAUUUAACUCGAAUUAAUCGUAUCAAGAUAUCAUUGCAAAUUCUGCGAAAAGGGUGUAAACGAAUGAUAAUAUAUGUGUGAAUCUUGGUGAAAUUGUGCAUGAUAUAGUAGCAUCUCUUCGAGGAGAGAACGAUGAGUAGCAUUUCGCAACGUAAAAUGUGCAUUUAGUUAUAAUAUAGUAGACAAUGUCCAGGUGACAAUCUUCUGACAUCGUGCGAAUAAUUUAGAUCAUACACUCUGAUUAUAACACGUUUUUAGUACAAUACGUUUCUCUGCGUUUAAAGAUAGAAAGAUUUUAACAUAUUCACAAUGACCCUUGGGUCGAGAUUAAUUUCACUCGGUACGUUUGUCAAUUUAUGUAAGUAUUAUAUUGUAUAGUAUUGUAAAUUACAAUAUUCCAUGAAGAGAGAGAGAGAGAAAGAGAGAAAAAGCGUCGUUAUAUCCCCGUGUGUACAUAUUACUGUGUAUAAUGUACGCAUUUUAUAUGCACAUUACGUAUAUUAAGCAUCGUGUCGGGGACUAAUAUUUAGUCUAUGUGAUAGAAAAAGGGAUUUAUAUCCAAGAUGAUAUCGCCUUUCGAUACAUACAUGUUCAGUAUUAUCGCUUUAAUAUUGCCUGGAAUCGCUAUAAUUGUGACUCCAGCAGAUAUAUCCGGUUCCGCCGAAAGAACAUCGCCCAGGCAGCAAUAUAUCGAAAAUUGGGAUAUAAGACAUCUUUAAGACAUUUUAUGACCCGAUUUUGGACAUGUUUCGAUUUUAUUGAUGUUGUUUGGGUGCGUACGUGCUUCUCUUGACACGUGUGUUUCGUAGCAAAACUGCGUUCAAGUCGAUCCGAUUAUGACAGCACGCUGCACUCUUAUACAUAUAUGAAAACAAUAUUAUAACACAAUACGUUGCAGCUGCGAUUAGAUUUGAUUAGCUUUAAUUCAUUCAUUCAUUGUCGAAUCAUUUCAUUCGUUUCGACUCGCGAUAGUUGCUCCACGAGUUUCAUCAAAGACGAUAUUGCGAGAUUAAGUAUAAAAUGCGGAAAAUGCGCUCGCGUAUUUGCGAACGUAAAUGCUCUUAAGUAUUUCUCUUUUGCAUGUAUUUUGAUAUGCAAUCGAGUACUUUAUAAACGGUGUUUAUAUAUUGAUCGUCUGUUGCUCGUGUGGCACGGUAGUGAAUAAUGUCAUUUAUUUCAUUUCAUUUUAUAGAACAAAAUAUGAUUUCCCUUUUCUUUUUUUAUACACGUACGUCUCUGUUAUUUUUAACGAACACUAGAAUUGUAAUUAUGGGUAGAAAUGUGCUAUAAAUACGCAGACAAUAAAUACACAAUCUGCGAGGACGGAUACAUAAUAAAGUAUUUUGUAUGUAAAAAA
Molecule: messenger RNA, 5704 nt
Organism: Nylanderia fulva
Lineage: Eukaryota; Metazoa; Arthropoda; Insecta; Hymenoptera; Formicidae
Source: RefSeq, a predicted model, not a curated record